Delphinapterus leucas (beluga whale) is the source of this 1270-nucleotide messenger RNA. RefSeq names its product coiled-coil domain containing 107 (gene CCDC107). NCBI's taxonomy places the organism in Eukaryota, Metazoa, Chordata, Mammalia, Artiodactyla, Monodontidae. The record is from RefSeq and is a predicted model, not a curated record.
AAUCUUCUAAGACUGUACGCUUCUGGAGACAUCCUGGCUAACAGAACACCUAUAUAGAGGUAAGAAAUGAGCUAAUUUCUUAAAUGAACUAAGCUGGACCCACAGUGCUAUGCAAACAGACCUGGCCCCGCCCACACACUAGGUGGGCGUGACCUUCCUGGGAAGCCCGGAGCUGAACGGGCUCGGGAGCGCUCGGGUGCGUCCGACCUACGCCGGCGCCGCCUCGGUUCUCGCGGUGUCUGCCUGCAAUGGCGAGCGUGGUGUCGCUCGCGGGUUCGCUGGGGCUGCUACUUGUGUCAGCGCUGCCCGAGGUGCUCGGAGACCGCACCAGCCCCGACCGCCGAGCACACCCAGGGGACGCCGCCCAGGUCGGCCCUGGGGCCACGGAAACCCGGCGGCCGCCGCCGCCGCCACCGCCCAAGAACCAGCGCGAGCGGGCCUGGGCCGGGGCGCUGCCCUUGGGGGCGCUGUACACCGCAGCCGCCGUGGUUUUUGUGCUAUACAAGUGUUUACAGGGGAAAGAUGAGGCUACUUUUCUCCAAGAGGAGGCAGGCAAGAAGGAUUCACUGCAGUCAGAGCAACAGCUGGCCCAGCUGACACAACAGCUGGCCCAGACAGAACAACACCUGAACAGUCUGAUGGCCCAGCUGGAGCCCCUUUUUGAGCGUGUGACUACCCUGGCUGGAGCCCAGCAGGAGCUUUUGCACAUGAAGCUACAGGCCAUCCACCAGCUGCUACGAGAGAGCAAACCAAACAAGGGUGUGGAGGUUCCAGAACCAGAGGCCAGCACACCCUUUCCUGAGGACUUAUCUAUAGAGGAGGACGAGGAACAGGCUGGUGACAGUCAGGCCUGCGAGGAGCCCCUAAACUGGAGCACAGGGACGAGGAACCUAGCUACUCCCAGGGAAAUGGAGCAGGGGCUAAGGAGGAGAUGCCGGAAGGCUGCAGCAAAGGGCCCCAGUCACAGCCCCCACCGGGAAGGAGGGACAACAGCUGACAGUUUAGUAAAACAGAGUCUGUUCUUGUGACUGGAUGAUCCUGUGUGCUUUUUCCAUUCCAGCUGGUCACACACACACACACACACCCAUACUAGGUGCCUAAAAACAACUGGGCCUUCUUGAAAAGCUUCCCUUAUUAGGACAUAAAGAGCCUGUCUUCCAGUGCAGGAGCUGAGAAGACAGAGGGAGCUCCAGUCCUUCUCUUUGUAUUCCUGAGGCCACCGUCAUGCCGGCCUUCAGGACACAGAAACCCCUUUUCUCAUAUUGCAUAG